CAAACUCCAAAUGAUGUCCCACUCACAACAGAGGAAGUUAGCCAAAAAUGAGAUUGACCCUGAAACACCCUUCUGUGAAAGCUCCUUCUCAUCCUCUUCUCCUUCUUCCUCUUCACACUCUUCUUCUUUCAAUUCCCUUGCAAACUUCCUCACAACACAAACAGUACAAACCGGCGGAGACAAUAAACGUCACCAUAACCGUCAUUUCACGAGGCAUCAUGACCGUAAAAUAAUCGGGUCUAGCUGUUUUAGCGUCUAUUCUAAGUCCUGGGAAAAGUUGAAGUACAGUUUUGGUUCGUUUUCUCACAUGGCCGGCAAUAAUAACGAAUCAUCAUCGCUUAAUGUUCUCACGGCAUUCAGAAAGAAGAGGGUAACUGGACAACAGAAGGAGGAACUCGAACGAGAGGUCUCUGUGCUUCACAAAAUGCUAGCACAUGAACAAAAGGUGCACCAGUAUCUGGAGCAGCUCCAUCAGCGAAAGGACGGUUCUGCCCUCGCUAUCCCAGAUUUUCUUCCGCAAAAUAUGAAAGACAUACUGGGUGAGCUGGCAAUGGUGGAGAAUGAGAUAACGCGACUCGAGAGCCAGAUCAAGCAUCUCAAAACCCAAGUCAAACACGAGAAGGAAGUCAACAUGGAGAAAAAGUACAAGGAAUGGGGACGCGGGACUCUCAAGAACCGUCUCGAGUCUUCACCACUGCCACCUCAGCACCCGAACAGGAAAACAAAUGAGAAAGUGACGUACGAAAGCAAGGCACUGCAUUUCAUCAAUAAGGCCAUCAAAGGAGAGUACCACACAAGUAGCAACUUCAGCCUCAACCAGAAAGAAGGGCAUUUUCGGGAAAGGCUCACAAAAAGAAGCUCCAUGCUCAACUCACCCUCACCAUUGAGGGAAUCGAGGCAUCCGACCCCAAGGAGAGACCGUAGUCUUGAGGUUCACACGGAGGUACCGUCUAAAGUCCUCUCGACUCCUUUACAUACAGAGGAGGAAAACGUUCAAAGAUUGGCGCCAAACAAGCUAUCCGAGAAUAUAAUGAAGUGUCUUGUUUUCAUCUACGUGAGGCUACUCCGAACAUCACGAGUGAUGGAGCUCGAGAAAUCGGGCCCCAUUGCACGUUCGAUGAAUUUCUCCUUGAGUUUCAGGGCAGAGACGAGUUCUGCCAUGUUUCAGAAAGAUUCACGGCAGCAAGAUCCUUAUGGUAUAUUCGACUUGGAGGAGUCUUUAUCGAGAGAUAUUGGUCCUUAUAAGAACUUGAUCAGGUUUACGUCAAGCUCAAUGGACAUGAAAUGCAUUCAGAACUCGAGCUCGGUCCCUUUGUUUCAGAAAUUAAAGGUGUUAAUGGAUGGUCUUCAGAAGGUGGAUUUGAGGUUCUUGAGUCAUCAGCAGAAGCUCGCGUUUUGGAUCAACAUGUACAAUGCUUGUAUCAUGCAUGCGACUCUCAACAUAGCCGGUAACACAAUCAACGCUCAAGCCAUCGAGCAUUUUAUCCUCAGGAAACCGAAAGACAAACUAGUCAAAGAGAUUCUUGGCAAAGACGAACGAGACACUAAGAAAAUGAUCGUCCACGAACUGUACGGAAUCGAGUCACCUGACCCAAACAUCAUAUUCGCCUUGUGCUGUGGCACUCGUUCUUCUCCAGCAGUGAAGGUAUACACAGCUGAUGGAGUGGCAGGGGAGCUAGAGAAGUCGAAACUUGAUUACCUGCAGGCAGCAAUAAUGGUAACAAGCUCGAAAAAAAUAGCAGUCCCCGAACUUGUGCUGAAGAACAUGAACGAUUUUGCACACGACAAGGAAUCGUUGACCGAGUGGAUUUGCCAUCAGCUGCCGGCAUCGUGCUCUCUCAGAAAAGCGAUAGUCGAUUGUUUAAGGGGCCCACAUGCUGCUGGCAAGGCAUCAUCUGCUGUUGUGGACAACAUGCCCUAUGAGUUUGAGUUUCAGUAUUUACUGCCUACAUGAUCAUCCUUUCAAGUUUCAAAUUAUAGCGUGUAACUAUAAUUCUUUUUUUUUUUUCCUCUCUCUCUCUACUUUGGUUUAAUUCUUUGGUAUUGAAUUUGGUGAAAAAAGGGACUAGUGUCAUAAGAGAUUAUACAUAUCAAUGUAUGGAGUCACAUUAUACUUUAGCAUCAUGGAAAUGAAUAUAUGGCUAGGCAAGCCUUGGAUCAACUUUUGUACUUAAUUUAGUUUUUCGC
This is a messenger RNA of Striga asiatica, 2187 nucleotides long. The record is from the annotation of a GenBank genome assembly. NCBI's taxonomy places the organism in Eukaryota, Viridiplantae, Streptophyta, Magnoliopsida, Lamiales, Orobanchaceae.